AUGGCGUUUCCUUAUAUCGACACGCCGCGCACUGAAAUCGACGGGAACGCGACUUAUCUCACCAACGGCUUUCGCAGCGUCGGAAGAACACACCUAUCGGCUCUAGACUCAGUGGAAAACUCCUUUCAUACUCCCUCGAAGGACAACGAUGUGCUCAAGGGAUUUAGCAAUGGGAGAAGACGCGUCUCCGAUAGCAACAAACUCGGCACCCCGCGCGCCAACAAUUCCAAGUCAGCAAGAAGCGCGUUAAGACACCUUCCUGCAGCAGGAGCGGCCAAGGGCGAGUUCACACCAUUGAUGAAAAGCGCGACGAAGAACAAUUACCUCAAGAAUAUCUCCACCACUCGAGGGGCGGACGGUCCGAAGACUCCGGGUUACAUGCGAGAAACCAGUCGCUUGGCCCAUACUCCUGGGCUGCCACCCAUUGAUAUGUCUGAUAUAUACGAGGAGGAUAUGACCGCCGAUGAACCGACACCGCUUCCUCAAGCCGCCAGCAGCAGUGUGCAGAGUACUCCACUUCCGGGGCUGGGCCGUGGCGGUGGAGGUGUCCUGGGUGAUGGGCAAAAUAUGACUCUGAAAGAACAAGAGAGAAUUAUCGACAGGCUUGACAAAGACAACUGGAACCUCAAACUGAAGAUCCACUACCUCGAAGAGCAACUGGAAAAGGCCGGACCGGAAUACAACAGCACCGCACUCAAGGAGAACACCGAACUCAAAGUUCUAAAGUUGACGAUGCAGCGCGAUAUCUCUCGGUACAAAAAGAGCCUACUACAAGCCGAACACAAUUUGGAAGACUACCGCCAACAGCUUGCAGAGAUGAGAGAGAAAGCCCGACGGGGACAGACUGACGAAGAGGUACAACAUGAAAUGGAUCUGAUGCGCGAGGAGGUCGAUAUUCGGGAUAAGGAGAUCAGAGAAUUAAGGGAAGAGUUGAGAUUGGUCAAGGACGGGCAAUCCCAAGAGGUCGAUAAACUCCGAGACGACGUUGAGGAUUUGGAGGCAGCGGUCCGAGAAAAGGAUCGAAUCAUCGACGAGCGCGACGAGCAGUUGGAGGAGCUGAGAGAGAAUCCCAAUGAGAACAACGCAGCCACGGAACUUCAAGUCGAGCUUGAUCGGGCCAAAGAGCAUCUCCAGGAACUCCAAGACAGUCUCGAGAAGGCAAAAUUAGACGUGGAUGAAGCGGCCUACACAGCAAGGCAGGCUGUGGAGGAGAAGAAUCGCGCUGAAGAUGAUCUUCGAGAAUUGCAGGACGAGAUGUCAAACAAGUCAUUUACAACAAAGGGACUUAGUCGACAGCUUGAAGAAAGAGCCGAACAGCUUGAGGUGGAUAUGCAUGAUCUGCAGCGAGAAAACGAAAGCCUUAGGACUGAACUUGAAAGCAAAACUCAGUUAGUAGCUCAGCUGGAGGAGCGCUACCAUAAUAUCCAGCAAGACCUGAAGAGCAAUGCCGGGAAGCUCGGCGAGGACCUGGAAUUGGCCAGGCGCGAACGAGACUCGGCAGUCAGGGAUCGUGAACAGACAGCUAUGCGUCUACAAGAAGCCCUCGAUGACGCCCAACGCCGGACAGAAGAGAAGGAACUCUUGCAGACUCGACACCAAGCCUUGACGGAUGAGUCAGGAGGUCUUCAAGGCGAACUGAAUCGAGCGCAAUCCAGGAUUCGCGAACUUCAGCAAGCAGUCGAGGAGGCCACCAACCGCGCACAAGAUAAUCAGAACCUGCGCUGGCAACACAAGGUGGAGAUAGACCGGUUUCGGGAUGAGAUUGAAGCUCUUCGGAAUGAAAUCGAGGACAAAGAAGGCAACUUUGCGCUCGAGCAAGACCGUUGGGACAGCACCAAGCGCACAUUGCAAUCUCAAAGGGAGCGGGCUGAAGAGCAAGCAGCAGGCUACAAGCGGACGCUCGAGAGACUCCAGGCAGCGGAACACAGCCUUUCAGGGAAAGAGCACAAGUUUCAGGACGCUAUCGAGAGUGAGAAGCAGCGCCAUACCCAGGAAGAAGCCGUGCUCAGCCGCCAAAUCAAAGAACUCGGUGACGACCUGGCACAGAAGAGACAAAUCAUCGAUGAACAACGUAACGACCUUCUUACUGUGCGGGAGGAGCUUCGUAUCUCCAAGCGCGAGGAGCAAUCACUCAAGGAAAAGAUUCAGGCAUUGGAAGACGAAGUGAUUGUCUUACAAUCUAGCCUAGCAGAUGAGCAACAGUAUGCCAAGGGCCGAUCUCAAGCAGGCUCGGCUGAUCUGGAAUUUCAACUGCAGAAAGCUCGUGAUCAGCUUGCCCAAGCUCAUGUUGAAUUGCAUGAGUUACGGACUGCUUUAGUUGAGAUGGAGACUGAGCGAAACGAACUCCAGGUCCAAAUUGAACGUGCUCACAAUGGCGAUGAAACAACCCGGUUUGACCGUGAGAAGCUUGAGCUUCGGAAGACUACCACUCGUCUAGAGAACGAAUUGAAACGACUUCGAGGUGACAAGUCGGCCCUGUUGGAGGCAAAGGAAACCCUUGAAAAUCAACUUGGCAGCGAGAUUGAAAGUGCUACAGUAGAGCAAGGUCGCCUUUCAGCUGAAAUCGAUCAUCUUCGGGACAAGCUGCUUGCUGGCUCUGGAAACCGGGACAGAGAAUUGACAUCCGCCAAGACAAAGGUGCAACGAUUUGAACGACGAAUCCAGGAGCUGGAGACGCUUCUCGCACAACAGCCACUACCUGAUCACGAACAGUCCACCACACAUGGUGAGCUGUCUGUUCUUCGUCAUAACCUGGAUGAGGCUCGUAAGCGCGAGAAGGUUCUUCUACAGCGAGACGCAGAACACAAAGCAUCUGCGCGCGCCUUGAAAUCACGAAACUCAGACUUGGAAAGAGACCUUCACGACGCCCUCAUGAACAAAUUCGACUCUGGUUCUGCGCAGAACUCGCCCUCUAACAAGCUCAAUGAAGAGUUGCGUGGUCUACGCAAGCAGCUUGCGGAAGCACACCGGUCUCUCAAGGAGGUCAAAUCUAAGAACCGCGAUCUGGAACGUGCCGCCAUGAAAGAGGAGGACCAAAGGGACCUCCAUGAGCUGCUUAAAUCGUCGACUAUUGAGGCAGAGGCUUUGGCCCUAAAGGUUUCCGAACGAGACUCGCGUUUGAAUGAGCUGAAGGGCUUAGUCCGCCGCAUCCGUGAAGAGCGCGCCUUCUGUGUUCGCAAAGCUGAAACAGCCUUGAAAGAUCUGGAAACCUUACAGCAACUUUACAACGAAGCUAUGGAAAAUGCCUCUCAAGGGAAAUCAACCAGCAAGACCCGACAUGAAAAGGAGAUGCGUGGUCUAGGCAAGGAGAUCAUCUGGCUUCGUGCCCGUCUAAAGCGUGAGGAGAAGUUCCGCCGUGAUCUAGCUUGGAGUAAGGGUCUAAUGGAACUUGGUGAACGGGUUCGCGUAGCAUGCAACGAAGCCGAUCUCCGCAUGAUAUCCGAAAUGGGCGUCCACGCUCGUGAUCGCGCCUCUGUGCACUCCCCGCGCGGCAAGUUUCGUUCUGCCAUCUCCCUAGUUAUCGCAACCGUUCGUAUGAAAAAGAUGGGUCAGGAGUGGAGGCGGACUAAAAAGCUAGGCGAGGGCUUGAAGCGGGCUAAGAGUGAGAUGCUCAAGCGUCGUGAGAGUUCUAGCAAGAGCUUGUUAGGCCAGUAG
Messenger RNA from Penicillium longicatenatum, 3654 nucleotides. RefSeq names its product putative spindle-pole body protein (Pcp1). Bases 1 to 3654 code for a protein of 1217 amino acids. The transcript is spliced from 3 exons. Lineage: Eukaryota; Fungi; Ascomycota; Eurotiomycetes; Eurotiales; Aspergillaceae. The record is from RefSeq and is a predicted model, not a curated record. Gene Ontology annotation, cellular component: microtubule organizing center.